UUAGACCAUUUUCUACCUAGCUGGAUUACAAACAGAACGGUGGUACUGGGUUAUAUUUCAUGAAAUACAACACGACGUAGCGUGCUAACUGUCUGCUAAUGUUAACUUCGAAAAAAACUACAAUCCAACUGAAACCAGACUCAACCGCGGAAGCCAAAGACACCGGUUUGGCGAAAGUCAAUAAAGAGUAGAAGAAUUUGACCAGGCUUUCAGGCUCGUUCGUCCCGUUCCGGUCUUUCAUUUCAUCCCUAAUAGCACAGCACACUUGCACCCGACGUGGGUAGGGCACUAUAGAAAGCGGAAGUGGGCCUCCGCCAUAUUUACCGUGUUGUUUCGGCGUUUGCGAAGCACACUUCUAGUGCCCUUCUCUGCAUCUUUUAUCCACACGAAGGGCACGAGCGAUGGAACCCAAGGAUGCAGCCAUGAUAUUCCCGUAUAAAAUGACAGACGAGGACACAGCAAAUUUAAUCAAAUUGCGGGCGUCAAAUGAAGCGCUCUUCACGGGGAAGAGAAACGCAUCCAAGAUUGCAUGGAGGGCAGUAAUAAAAGAGAUGGGCUUGCAAGGGAAGGUAACUUCUGGCCAAGCCAGCAAAAAGUGGGAAAACUUAAAGAAGAAAUACAAGGAGCUGAAGUUCCCUCCUGGAGGAAUGGGCGCUGGAGCGGACAUCACCGCUGCCUCCUGGCACUGGUUCUACCUGAUGAACGAGGCCAUGGAGGGGCGCCUGUCCGCGAGCGCCCCCGCCCUGUCCACCGUGUCCUACGGCGAGGACGAGCCGGACUCCCCCGGGAUGGUCCCGUGCCGCGCCCAGUCCCGAAAGCGGCGGAGGGAGGUGGAGAAGAGCGAAAUGCUGGAGUUCCUGACCAGCGAGGCGGGAAGGGAGGAGAGUCCGGGCAUGGAGGUGAAGGAGGGGGACUCCCUGGAGAUGUACGCGGAGAGGGAGGAGGCAGAGAGCGAGCGGGUGGCCCUGGAGACGGAGCGGGAGAGAGUGGGGCUGGAGGCGGAGAGGGUGGGGCUGCACAUACAGAGGGCGGGGCUGGAGAGGGAGCUGGCGGCCAUGGACAGGGACCGGGCGGCGCUGGAGCGGGAGAAGGCGGGCGUGGACCGCGACAGGGCGGCUGUGGAGCGUGACAGGGCGCUGCUGGAGAAGGACCGGGCCUCCAUGGAGCGGGAGCGGGCGGCCAUGGACCGGGACUGGGCCCUGCUGGAGAAGGAGCGCGCCGCCCUGGAGCGGGAGAGAGCCGGGCUGCAGAGGGACAAGGAGGCGGCGAAGCACGGAGCGCUGGAGGUGAAGAACGACGCCCCCGCCCUGGAGCUGGACGCGGAGUCCCUGGAGAGGCGGGAGAGGUUCCUCUCCUUGUUUGAGAAGCUCAUUGAAAAAUUGUGAGAGAAUAAAAAAACACACUGAUCACUCUCCCAAUCGGCUGUGUAGUCCUGAGCAGCCACACGGAAGACCCAAAUGUACAAAAGAAAAGCCCCAAAUCCCCAGGAGAUCAGCCUGCUGCAUUUAAAACUGCGAUUGCCAGACUUUCAAGAGUGGGUCUUUGUAUAAAACAGGAUCUCUGGCGUCGGGAGGGAAGAGAACCAUCUCUUCUAGCAUCUGUGUCCUUUUGAAUAACAUUUGCAAAGCCAUUAUUGUCUUUUUUUAGAUUGUCUGCGCCAAUCUGCUCACAAUGAAGACGUUAAGCCAUUUCUGUUCUGGAGAGGUCGUUUAAACUUCUUUAUUCAAAUGUGGUAUUUCAGUACAAAUCACAGAUAGGCCAUAGGCUUAACCCCAACCAUACCCCACCACUGAGUCAUACAAUAGCUUUGGCUCAUCAAAGCACAGUAUAUGCUCAAAAUAACACUUUUCUUUGUAAUAUACCAAAUAUUGCAGCUCCUGUAAAAAUUUCCCAAUAUAUAUUUUAUAUUACAGACUUUACAACUGUUGCUUGUGUAUAAAUGCUUCUUUUAUUGCGUCAGCCAUUCAGUUUGGGUCAGUAGCUGGUCAUUUUUGUCCCGCUGUUAUCUAGAUUUUUCUAAAUGUUUGUGUGAAUUGUGAAAUGACCUCCAGAACAAUGUGGUGAUCGGAGGGAUUGUGAGUGGAAGAAAAACAACACUAAUGUCUCGUUUGAGGAGUAAAAUAAAAAAGGUGUAAGCCGA
Molecule: messenger RNA, 2140 nt
Organism: Anguilla rostrata (American eel)
Lineage: Eukaryota; Metazoa; Chordata; Actinopteri; Anguilliformes; Anguillidae
Exons: 4
Coding region: 402-1385 (327 amino acids)
Source: RefSeq, a predicted model, not a curated record